Molecule: messenger RNA, 3791 nt
Organism: Sinocyclocheilus rhinocerous
Lineage: Eukaryota; Metazoa; Chordata; Actinopteri; Cypriniformes; Cyprinidae
Gene: gphna
Product: gephyrin a
Exons: 26
Coding region: 54-2618 (854 amino acids)
Biological process (GO): gamma-aminobutyric acid receptor clustering; postsynaptic neurotransmitter receptor diffusion trapping; establishment of synaptic specificity at neuromuscular junction
Cellular component (GO): postsynaptic specialization; dendrite; cytoplasm
Molecular function (GO): molybdopterin molybdotransferase activity
Source: RefSeq, a predicted model, not a curated record
UCGUCUCUCGGCUCUGCUCAGGCUUGUCAGUGCGGGCGAGAGCGCUGCUAAACAUGGCGACGGACGGAAUGAUUUUAACCAACCACGACCACCAAAUCCGAGUUGGAAUAUUGACAGUGAGUGACAGCUGCUUCAGAAACCUUGCUGAGGACCGCAGUGGAAUCAACCUCAAAGAUCUCGUCCAUGACCCGUCCUUGCUUGGAGGCAUAAUCUCUGCAUACAAAAUAGUCCCUGAUGAGAUUGACGAGAUCAAGGAGACACUGGUGGACUGGUGCGAUGAGAAGGAGCUUAACUUGAUCCUGACCACCGGUGGAACGGGUUUUGCACCCCGUGAUGUCACGCCUGAGGCCACCAGGGAGGUGAUCGAGCGUGAAGCUCCAGGGAUGGCUCUAGCAAUGCUCAUGGGCUCCCUAAAUGUCACGCCACUCGGCAUGCUGUCCAGACCCGUAUGUGGAAUCAGGGGCAAAACCCUCAUCAUUAAUUUACCUGGGAGCAAGAAGGGCUCACAGGAGUGCUUCCAGUUCAUCCUGCCUGCUCUGCCGCAUGCCAUUGACCUGCUGCGGGAUGCCAUAGUGAAGGUGAAGGAGGUACACGACGCUCUAGAGGACCUGCCGUCCCCUCCACCACCCCUCUCCCCUCCACCCACCACCAGCCCACACAAGCAGACAGAAGAAAAGGGUGUGCAGUGUGAGGAAGAGGACGAGGAGAAGAAGGACAGUGGCGUGGCGUCCACAGAGGACAGCGGCUCCUCUCACAUCACAGCGGCUGCUAUUGCUGCUAAGAGCAUGAAGUCUCAUCCCAGCCAUGCUGUUGUCAUGGCGAAAGGUGGACAGCCCUUGAGUGGCUUCAUCCCGUCCACCUCCAUUCUGUCCCAUUUCACCUGCUCCUGCAGCGAUACGAUACCAGAGUCCAUCAUUUCACGAGGCGUGCAGGUUUUGCCGCGGGACACCGCCUCUCUCAGCACCACGCCCUCGGAGUCUCCUUGUGCUCAGCAGUCCCGCCUCUCCACUGCCUCCUGCCCCACCCCCAAAGCCUCACGGAGAGAGUUCAGGGCUCACCUGGAUGAGGUCAUCACGCUCAAGUCAAGGUACUCUACCUUGGACCAGCUCCACUCUAGGCUGGAGGGGCUCAAAGAUGAUCGCAGGAACCAUAGGACCUUCGACUCGCGAGUGCAGUCACGAUGCAGCAGCAAGGAGAACAUCCUGAGAGCAAGUCACAGUGCAGUGGAUAUCACCAAGGUAGCUCGGAGACACCGCAUGUCCCCGUUUCCCCUCACUUCUAUGGACAAGGCCUUCAUCACUGUGCUGGAGAUGACUCCUGUCCUGGGUAACGAAAUCAUCAACUACAGAGAUGGAAUGGGUCGAGUUCUGGCUCAGGACGUCUACGCCAAAGACAACCUGCCUCCUUUCCCUGCAUCAGUUAAAGAUGGCUACGCUGUUCGAGCUGCUGAUGGUCCUGGUGAUCGCUUCAUCAUUGGAGAGUCUCAGGCUGGGGAGCAGCCCACUCUCACAGUUAUGCCAGGCCAAGUGAUGAGGGUGACGACAGGUGCUCCUAUCCCAUGUGGUGCAGACGCUGUAGUGCAAGUAGAAGACACAGAACUGCUACGAGAGUCUGAAGACGGUACAGAGGAGUUGGAGGUGAGGAUCCUGGUUCAGGCUCGUCCAGGACAGGAUAUCAGGCCUAUAGGACAUGAUAUCAAGCGUGGAGAGUGUGUGCUGGCUAAGGCCACUCACAUGGGUCCAUCUGAGAUCGGCCUCCUGGCCACUGUAGGAGUCACAGAGGUGGAGGUGCAGAAAUUCCCAGUUGUAGCAGUCAUGUCCACCGGCAAUGAGUUGUUAAACCCUGAGGAUGACCUUCAUCCAGGCAAGAUCAGGGACAGUAACCGAUCCACACUGUUGGCCACCAUUCAGGAACACGGCUAUCCCACCAUCAACCUCGGCAUCGUCGGAGACAACCCAGACGACCUGUUGAACGCCCUGAACGAGGGCAUUAGUCGUGCUGACGUCAUCAUCACCUCCGGGGGCGUGUCUAUGGGUGAGAAGGACUAUCUGAAGCAAGUGCUGGAUAUAGACCUCCAUGCCCAGAUCCACUUCGGUCGAGUGUUUAUGAAGCCGGGUUUGCCUACUACGUUUGCCACCUUAGACACUGACGGUGCCAGAAAGCUGAUCUUCGCCCUUCCAGGUAAUUUCACCUACAGAGACACAGGGGCGACUCUUCUGGAGACUGUGCCCCUGAGUGACAGCGAGGCCAGCAGACUGCCUGUGCCUCCUCCCCCACGAGGAAGUAACCCAGUGUCAGCUGUUGUAACCUGUAACCUCUUUGUUAUCCCUGCAUUAAGAAAGAUGCAGGGGAUCCUGGACCCACGGCCCACCAUCAUCAAAGCCAGGCUGUCCUGUGAUGUAAAGUUGGAUCCACGUCCAGAAUAUCAUCGCUGUAUACUGACAUGGCACCACCAGGAACCACUUCCCUGGGCACAGAGCACAGGAAACCAAAUGAGUAGUCGGCUAAUGAGCAUGCGCAGUGCCAACGGCCUUCUGAUGUUGCCUCCGAAAACAGAGCAAUACGUGGAGUUGCACAAGGGUGAAGUCGUGGACGUCAUGGUCAUAGGACGGCUAUGAUGUCAUCUUAAGGGGACAGACCAAGUACAGAGCAAGAAAGUGGUGCAUGUCCACAUAUCAUUACUAUUCUGGAAUAUGCAACGGCACAGCUAGGUUUUAUUGAUUUGGGAGAAGUUGAUCCAGUAUAAUCAACAUUUCGAACAAAGACGAAUAUGUGAAAUUUCUGAAAAUACGACUUCGAAGACAUCAUAGUAUUUCAAAGACAGAAAACAUUAUACCUUUUAAAGUGAGAAUAUAUAUAUAUGAAAUAUAAGAGAUUUAUUCUGUAAUAUAUUGUUAUAAUUAUUAUGAUUAUUCAUAUAAUGAUGAAUAUUAUCAUAUUAAGCGUUCUCUUUCAUUGCAAUUGCUUUGUGUGUUCAAUGCUAGAACUUAUAGAUAGCCGUAGUAUUUUAAUAGACAGCUGUUGGCGCCUGUCACACAUACAUCAGAAAGCUUAUUUUCUCAUCGGUAGAAAAUGUGUCACUGAGGAAUGAAAAGCUCUUCAAAAUGACAGGAGCUGGAUCUUUUCAUCUCCCCUCAAAGUGCACCAAGGUGACCCAGCUAUCUUUCCCUUUAGUAUUAUAUGCUCCAUAAAGACUUCAUUAUGCUUCAUAAAGGGUUUACAAAACCGCUUUGCUUGUCGUUUAUCUUGUGAGUCGUGUUUAUGUGCGCAGUGCCAAAAGCCAGGGCUGUGGGGGAAGGUCUUGUGGUCGUGCCGCCGGGUGGCACAGACUUUGUGUGGAAACGAUGACCGGUCGGUGGGGGUCUGUGUAAAUUCUGUGCUACUUUAGCGCGCCCCGAGGCAUGUCCUGUGCUACAGGCUAUACAUCAGUCUGGAACAUACUUCAUAGUAAACUGGCCCUCAUAGCUCUGUCCUUAUUACUCUCUAUUUUACACACUACCCUUACAUUUAAACUCGCCCGGCCCAAUCCUAGAGGCUGAGCUCCCUGGAAACUUUUAUUUGUUUAACUUUGAAGAUGAAGACAGCUUAUUUAAGUGCUGACUGCCUUUUUAAAUGAAUUACAUCAAAUGUACAGUCAAAAAAAAUGCAAGAGUGAUAUUGUACAGACAAGUGACCAGCACUCCUGAGGAAUAUACUAUGGUACUGAAAAGAUAUUGAAAACCUCUGUACUAUAAUAUCAUUUUCUGUAAUACUGAUCUAAUGCGAGAAUUAAAAUUCUUGAUCAUUAUGUA